Molecule: messenger RNA, 3247 nt
Organism: Platichthys flesus (European flounder)
Lineage: Eukaryota; Metazoa; Chordata; Actinopteri; Pleuronectiformes; Pleuronectidae
Gene: spopla
Product: speckle type BTB/POZ protein like a
Exons: 12
Coding region: 684-1883 (399 amino acids)
Biological process (GO): proteasome-mediated ubiquitin-dependent protein catabolic process; regulation of proteolysis
Cellular component (GO): cytoplasm; nucleus
Molecular function (GO): ubiquitin protein ligase binding
Source: RefSeq, a predicted model, not a curated record
GCCUUGGUUGUACGUGGACAUAUCUACUGUUAACAAGCUAGCUCAUCAGUGCUAGCCACAGCUGCGGUCUCAGGGCUGAAGUAAAGUUAACAUUAAUCGUGCUAAUGAGAACAUGGCUUGUUAGCUUGGGGUUAGCUAAAUACGCAUUGCACUCUCAAUUGGCAGUUUCGCGGUAUCUUAUGGUUUAACCCUGACAGGUCGUGUAAACGCGUUUGUUGGUGGAAGUAGCUUCGUGUGUUUUUAACGAAGUCAAAUCGCAAUGUAUGAAUGAUGCGUUUGGGAAUCGGCGUUGACACUUUGGCUGAUGUUACGCUAACACUGGGCUGCUGCUUUCCAGUCAUUUCUAUCUGUUGUAUCGAGGAUCCGCUCACAUCUCGACUAGCAUGCAGUGCUAGGCUAGAAUGGGGCUGCACAGCUAAAACAUUACGCGAUCAUUUUCAUUGUGAACGAAUGCAAACGCACUGAAUGCCAUUCAGAUAGCAUCACUGCUGCUGCUGUUGCUGCAGUGAAGGCGAGGUACCACGACUCCAGCUAAUGUGCUAGCCAAACAAAGUUGCAGAGUGGAACAUGGAGAUGGGGCGAUGAAGGAUCCUGUGAUAACUUAGACCAAACUCCAUCAUUGUACAUUUCAACCAGAUUAGAGUGCUUUCAGGACGCGAGUGAGUGGUACUCCAAAGCCGGCGAUGUCACGGGUUCCCACCCCUCCUCCUCCUGGGGAGAUGUCAAGUGGACCUGUGGCAGAGAGCUGGUGUUACACACAGGUCAAAGUUGUGAAGUUUUCCUACAUGUGGACCAUAAACAACUUUAGUUUUUGCAGAGAAGAAAUGGGCGAAGUCUUGAAGAGCUCAACCUUCUCUUCUGGUCCAAAUGACAAAAUGAAAUGUGGCGUCUCUUUAUUUUCCAGGUGUCUGCGAGUCAACCCAAAGGGACUUGAUGAUGAAAGCAAAGACUAUCUGUCACUGUAUUUACUUCUUGUUAGUUGUCCAAAAAGUGAAGUCAGAGCAAAGUUCAAGUUUUCUUUGUUGAACGCUAAAAGAGAGGAGACAAAAGCAAUGGAAAGCCAAAGAGCAUACAGAUUUGUCCAAGGUAAAGACUGGGGCUUCAAAAAAUUUAUAAGGAGAGAUUUCCUCCUGGAUGAAGCCAAUGGACUCUUACCAGAUGACAAGCUCACCCUCUUCUGUGAGGUCAGCGUUGUCCAGGACUCUGUUAACAUUUCGGGCCAGUCCAACAUGAACAUGCUUAAGGUACCGGAGUGCCAGCUGUCAGACGACCUAGGGAAUCUAUGGGAGUGUUCACGCUUCACAGACUGCAGCCUUUAUGUGGGAGGGCAGGAGUUCAAAGCCCACAAAUCCAUCCUCGCAGCGAGGUCUCCUGUCUUUAAUGCUAUGUUUGAACAUGAAAUGGAAGAAAGUAAAAAGAACCGCGUUGACAUCAGUGACGUGGAUCCAGAUGUAUUUAAGGAAAUGAUGGGCUUCAUCUAUACAGGAAAAGCUCCAAACCUGGAGAAGAUGGCAGACAAUUUGCUGGCAGCUGCAGAUAAAUACGCUUUGGAGCGUUUAAAGGUCAUGUGCGAAGAGGCCUUGUGCAACAGCCUUUCAGUGGAGAAUGUGGCCGACACCCUCAUCCUAGCAGACUUGCACAGUGCCGAGCAGCUCAAAGCACAAGCCAUAGAUUUUAUCAACAGGUGCAGUGUCCUGAGACAGCUGGGCUGUAAAGAUGGAAAGAACUGGAAUAGCAAUCAUGCUACAGAUAUAAUGGAGACUGCAGGCUGGAAGUCAAUGAUCCAGUCCCAUCCUCACUUGGUUGCAGAGGCCUUUCGCGCCCUGGCUUCAGCACAGUGCCCACCCUUUGGUCUUCCCAGGAAGCGUCUAAAACAGUCGUGACUGCCUGACUGUGCCCCAGAACUUUACUGGAGGUGUGAAGCAUGGGUUCAUAAAGGAAGGACUAGCGAGGGUGCCACUCUUAUUUCCACCAAAAUUGAACACACUUGAAAAAAGGAGAGUGGAGCUUUCUGGCCAGGAAUGCGGGGAGGCUGGCACGUUGGACGACUGACAUCAAUGGAUUGAGGGAAAACAGCGGUUCGAUCAGUGUUGCUUGCUUGCUUUGCUUCCCCAGCUGAACGUUGUUUCGGCGCGGGUAACAAGUCAAGCCGUCUGCUACUGUUUUUUUUCCUGUAAUUUUGAAAAUGGCCUUAUUAUAUCUGCCAUUGCUCUGGAGCUGCUCUAGAGUACUUUGUCUAUUUUACUCUGUGCCUGCCUUGUCACAAAGACCAGGCCUCCUCCAGGUUGCACUAGUUCCCAUGAAUAGUCAUUUUGAUAUGGAGUUCUAUAGGAACGUAACAAAGGUUUAACUAAAUGGGAAAUAUUAUAUAUAUUUGUAAUGUUUAGCCCGUUUUGUGACUAGACAUUAAAAAGCAUGAACACUUUCAGUGCAAGGUCAGUUCUUUACACUUUUUAAAAGAUGUGUAUGCCCCAUAUUGAUGGCACCAUUUCUAUGUAAAUGACAGUUGAACCAUCUUCAGAAGACCAGUGUACAAGAAAGUCUGUUCUAUUGCAUAUUUGUGGGGGAAAAAGUAAUCUGCCAUAACGAAGACCCGGUGUCAAAACUAAUAAUUCAUGUGAGACAGGAACGUGUCUGUACCUUGGCCCUAAUAUAUUAAAACAUUGGAAGUAUAUGGAAGUAUUUACUCAGUCUCCCAUUUGAAUGGCAUAUUCCAGAUCGUGCGUCUGUGAACCGUUAGAUUAAAUUUUUAAGAAUUUCUUUCCUUAAUAUUGCCAACUUUCAAAUAUAUAUUCUCAAUAUAUUGUGGUUAACUCAAAGUGGAAAGACUAAUGCAUGGUCAUGUUAUUGUCAAAGAAAGUGUCCAAUUUUGUUUUAACAAUUUAUUUUCUGCAAACUAUCUGACAUAAUUGAGCAGAAUUAAAUGAAUUGAGUAUGUGCAAAAAUGUCCUCUAACAUGCUUGGGUAUUCUGUAGGAUGCUGAGCAUCACUUCUACUGGCAAUGUUAUUCUGUGUUUGAAUGGGGGGGUUGUCAUGUUUAUUCAGUCCGUCUUGUAUGUAGCGUGGUGUGACCGACACUUCAGAGGAUUUUGUAAAUUAAAAGAGUAGCAUCAUUUUUACAUGAUAUUACUCAUCAUUCAGCGUCGUGUUGAGAUGUUGAAACUACUUUUUAUUUGGAAGCAAAAAAGAUGAAGUUGUUGUCUGCAAGGAUGCCUGCAUUAACCCAUUAAAACAUUUUCCAGCAGUC